AUGGUGUUUAAAGAGUGUAAAGUGUUUUUGGUUGGAGAUAGUAAAGUUGGUAAAACACAAAUUAAACUGAGGUUUUGUCAGGGAAUAUUCGUGGAAAAUUAUAAUCCGACUAUGGAAGACCAAAUGAGAAAGCAAGUUGAAGUUGAAGGUGUACAAUUUCUUGUUGUGAUACUCGACGAUCAUUCGAGUACAACAGAAUUCACUGCAAUGAGCGACCAGUACUACAAAAACGCUGAUGGGUUUAUUGUAGUGUUUUCUCUUGACAAAGAAGAAUCAUUUGAAAAUCUUUAUAAAUACAAAGAGGAAAUUUUGAGACACAAAGAUAAAGACACUUUUGGUGAUAUUCCUGUUGUAUUGUGUGCUAAUAAAAGUGAUUUAAAAUUUGAAAGAAAAGUAGACUCAUAUAAAUGUGAAAAAUUAUCAACUGAGUGGGGUGUCCCUUAUUUAGAAAUAUCAGCAAAAACAAAUAUCAACAUUGAAAACGCAUUUAAAGACGUUUUAAAGCAAGUUAUAAACAAAGUUGGUGUAAAUCUAUCAUCGAAGCGAAGUCAAUGUGUUACCAUUUAA
Messenger RNA from Entamoeba invadens IP1, 567 nucleotides. RefSeq lists its product as hypothetical. Gene Ontology annotation, molecular function: GDP binding; GTPase activity; GTP binding. The coding region runs from base 1 to 567 and encodes 188 amino acids. Lineage: Eukaryota; Evosea; Mastigamoebida; Endamoebidae. Gene Ontology annotation, biological process: signal transduction. The record is from RefSeq and is a predicted model, not a curated record. The transcript has a single exon. Gene Ontology annotation, cellular component: plasma membrane.